Molecule: messenger RNA, 1339 nt
Organism: Myxocyprinus asiaticus (Chinese sucker)
Lineage: Eukaryota; Metazoa; Chordata; Actinopteri; Cypriniformes; Catostomidae
Gene: cavin4a
Product: caveolae associated protein 4a
Exons: 2
Coding region: 124-1113 (329 amino acids)
Biological process (GO): regulation of gene expression
Cellular component (GO): cytoplasm; caveola
Source: RefSeq, a predicted model, not a curated record
AGUGGGGUCUCUCUCUAGAGUGUAGAUUUCUCUCUUUACUUUUUCUGUGUAUGAUCCUGUCUGGCCCCUUACCCAUCUCUGGCCCUGUAGCUGUAUUUCUGGGGACAAAAGAGAGAGUCAGAGAUGGAAAAGAGAGGAGAUGUCAUGCUUGGGGUGGAGGAUGAGUCCGGGCAGCCCGUCUCGGCCCUGUCAAUUCUGUCUCUGCUGGAACGUGUGUCCACGAUCAUCGAUGGGGUCCAGGCGAGCCAGCAGCGCAUGGAAGAACGACAGCAACAGCUUGAGAGCUCAGUCAGCGCCGUCCAAACCGAGCUUCUCAAACUGGCUCAUGACCAUGGCUCCACGGCAACCACUGUUGACAAACUGCUGCAGAAAGCCCGUCGUGUGAGUGCACACGUUAAAGAAGUGCGUUCACGUGUAGAGAAACAGAAUGUUCGUGUGAAGAAGGUGGAAACUACACAGGAUGAGCUGCUCACACGCAACAAGUUCAGAGUUGUUAUCUACCAGGGUGAAACUGAAGUUCCCUCUGUUGCUGUCACCAAGACUCCCAAAGGAGCGGGGCUAGCUAACCUGGAGGUGGAGCCAGAUGAGUAUGACAUCCCUGCUGACCUAUCAUCUGAUGAAGAAUACAUGGUGGUAGAGGAGGCGGAGUCAUCCCGAGGUGCACGUCUGAAACAGUCAGGGUUAAAGGGCAUCGAGAACAUCAAAGCUGCAUUCUCCAAAGAGAACAUGAGCAAGACUCGUGAGAAGACAAGGGAGAACCUCAGCAAGACCAAGGAGAGCCUGAGUAAGACGGGCCAAACACUCGGAACCAAAAUCAACACCUUCGGUGAAAAGAUUGUGCCCCCUGAGCAGCGAGAGAAGAUACGUCAGAGUGGAGAACGGCUGAGGGACAACAUUGCUAAGAAAGCACCCAAUAAAGAAUCGCUCCGCAUCAAACUGAAGAAGGAACGCACUGUUGCUGAGGGCCAGGAGGGUGCGGAGGCAGAACUUGCUGUCACUCCACCCAAAGGGAGGAAGUCCAGCCCAGAUGUGACCUACACAGAGGUGGUUACUGAGAGCAAGAGGGAGGGGCCAGUAUCAGAAGAGGGAGCAACUCGUAUCCAAGAGGACUGAGAAAGUCAAUUCAAAAACCAAGAGAAAAGUGAUUAAAUAGAAAGUAAGAAAGUAGUUAUUAAGGAGUAAGAGGAAUUUUGUAAUGUGCUCCAAAAUGUGUGUGUCAGUAUGUGUAUUGGGUAGUCAAAUUAAUUAACUUUGCAAGCACUAAAUGUGUUUGUAUCUUUUAUGCAACCAUAAGCCACAUGUGAAAUGUAUUAAAAAAACAGAAAAUGUCUCAAUACAA